Molecule: messenger RNA, 5396 nt
Organism: Pomacea canaliculata
Lineage: Eukaryota; Metazoa; Mollusca; Gastropoda; Architaenioglossa; Ampullariidae
Product: RING finger protein 145-like
Exons: 5
Coding region: 1513-3561 (682 amino acids)
Cellular component (GO): endoplasmic reticulum; endomembrane system
Molecular function (GO): zinc ion binding; ubiquitin protein ligase activity
Source: RefSeq, a predicted model, not a curated record
UUAGUACGCCACUCGAGAUGGUUCUUCCUAGUUAUAAUGAUGCUGGAGGCUUUUUUUUUUUUCCUCACUUUUUUCCCAAGCUGGAAAUCGUGCAGAAAUUUGUACGGAAAGAUUGAAAGCUUAGGACUUGAUAUAAGUAAAUAAUAAAGCAAGAAGUAAGAUUGCGCUGUUAGUCUUGAGUUCAAACUCGAGCUACCAUCAAAACUGAUAGGUAAUAAGAUAGAUCAAUAUAUUGUAUUCAAAUAUUAAACAUCAUCCAAUUUUUCGUGAUCAUGAAUACUUAAGAUAGCCUAAUUCGUGCGGCAAAAGCUUUAGUGCUGCUCCACACAUUCUAGACUGUUCCAUGAUUUCACCACAGAAAGCAAGAUUGCAUUAUAGUCUGGGGUGGGUGGGGGAUGAAUCGUAAAUCUGAGUAGUAACUCGAAUUUAAUUUUCAGUUUUGGUUAGGUAAUAGCACGCAAAUUAGAUUAUGAGUAAUAUAGAGGUAUAGUGCUUAGUCAAAGUUGUACGUUUUCUGCUGAACAUGUUGCCCAUAUCAUCUUGCCCAGGUAUUGGUGUGAAUGAAAAUUUACAGUGCGGGAAGGAAGAAAUAUAAAACGUUUUAAUAAAGCAAUAUUUUACAUUGGAAUGGGCAGAAAAGGGGAACAGCAUAUAUCUAUAAAUAAAUGAAACUUCCUUGUAAUUUUUGUGGUAAAGUUAAACUUGACAUUCAUAAUAAUUUAGGUGGUAAUCAAACAGAAAACAUUAAAGUCAGCAUGCUUUCAUGUGUUUAUUUUCUUGAAGAACCUAAACUAUUGGUUAUAAAUUGUAAAAUUUUAUGAUUCAAUUAUUAAAAGAUGGAAAAUCUCACUAUGAUAAAAUAAUGCACUACACUACUACAAAACAAAGGCAAUUUAAAAAAAAAACAUUAAGAAAAAUUAGAUAAUACUAACAGAGAGGCAAGUUGGUAUCUUAUUUCUAUAGUAAUGGAGAAGUUAAAUAAGCUACUAUAUGUCCAUAUUUGUCAGAGAGAGAGAGAAUUAUGGAUAUUGAAAUAUAUGGUACUAUUUGUCGUAUUGGCUUCAGCUAGCUUGAGAUCUAAAUGACUAAAAGCUGAAGUUUCAAGAAGAAUUUGAAGGCAUUAGUUGUUAUCAUUUGCCUGGAUUACAUUUGAAGGCCAGCUUUCAAGACAAAGCUGGAGAGCAUCCACAGACCUGUACAGCUUGAUAUUUCAAGAUCUUCCAUUAAGGAAUACUGCUAUUGACUAAAAUGUCACGGGUCAAUAUUUUUCUCACCGUGCUAUUGGUUUCUGCAGAUUUUCCAAAACAUCUCCACCGCUAUGGUGAUCGCUCUUAAAAUCUUCUUGUUCUUUGUUUUACAUCAUUGACUAUGGUUAUUAUGAAAUACCAUGAUGUGUACAGCUCAAUAAGCUGACCUGUUUGUUGGGAUAUUGCUCUGUACCAGUGACCUUUUAUUAUUAUAUACCAUAUAGUGGUAGAGAGUAGAGAGUGAGGCAAAGGAUAUCGGAACCACAUGGGCCCAACUGAGGAGGGCUGUCCAAAACUGCGUCCACUGGCGAGCUGGAGGAUGGUAAUGCCACCCUGGCGCAUCUCACGAGAAUGGGUAGAGGCAGGUGUUGGGGUGAUUCUUCGAGUGCCUGCUCUCUUUUUGCUGGAGGUUUGGUUCCGUACCAACCCUAUGAAAGCUAUUCAAGUCAACACCUUUGAUGUGGAAAUCAUAGUGAAAGUUGUCUAUUAUAUGGCUCUGGUUCUGUCUCUGGUGCUGGCAACACUGCCUUUACGGCAGCUGGUGUGGCUGUACAUGUAUGUGGUGAGUGGAGGACUGCUGCUGGGGUCUUUUCUUCUUUCGCGGGAACUGGUGGAAAGUGAGAGAGCACGAGAGGAAGCAGAUGGAAGCAUUGCUUGGACAACAUUACUGGAAGAUCGACAGCAUUGUCAGAGAUUACUUCUGCAUCUGCUUGCCCAGGCCGUUGUUUCAGCAUUGGUUGCUUACCUUAUUGACUUCACAAACUGGACCAGAUUCCUGCUGCUGGUGUUUGCUCUGCCUGUGUUUUCUUGCAUCAUAGGACUCCCUGUCGUGGUGAUGCAUAUCCUUCACAAUUUUGCAACCAUCUUUACACUAAUGAUGGGGCUCUUCUACCUCUUCAACAACCUGGGAAACAUGAUUGAUCUGUGCAAAGAAGGUGUCAGCUAUGCUGCAGCAUCCAUUCGCCUGUUGGGAAUACUGCCAGUACUCAUCAACUUUUGGCAUGUUGUUCUGUUGCCAUUGCAGCUGCUUCUUUUCUGGCUGGUGCUUUUCUUAUCUCAACUUUAUUUUUUUAUUAACUCAGAAAAUCACACAAUCUGGCAGGAAGGGUGGAUAGUUAUUCUGCUUGCAAGUAUUGGAGAGUGCUGCGCUACACCUGUGAGCCUCUUUGCGCUGUGUGUUACUAUAACAUACUCAUCUUAUGCCAUUCUGUCACUUACAAAACUGUACCUGCAGGGCUUCGGGGCUUUCAACAAUGACAAUGAUACCAUGAGAGGGUGGACUGAGGGUUUCACCAUGCUCCUCAUUGCCGUACAGACAGAUCUCCUUGACUUGAAACCCCUACAGCGUGCUUUCCUCAUGUCCAUCUUGCUUUUUAUUGUGGUGUCAUCCCUCAUCCAGUCAAUGUAUGAAAUUGCAGACCCAAUCCUGCUUGGUCUGAGUGCCUCUCACAAUAAGAGUGUGUUUAAGCAUGCACGGGCUGUGGCACUGUGUACUUUCCUUUGGAUGUUUCCACUGUACAUGACCUACUCAAUUUGCCAGUAUUUUGACUUGGACUUUUGGCUUAUGGUGAUUGUAUCCAGUUGUUUGCUCACUUCAGUUCAGGUUGUUGGAUCAUUAGUGGUCUACACACUCUUUAUGUAUGAUUCUAUCCGGUCUGAGCCAUGGGAAAAUUUAGAUGACAUCAUUUACCUGGCAAGAGCAGUAACUCGAGUACUAGAGUUCAUUGUGGCAGUGUUUGUUGUACUGUUUGGGCUUAUGGAAUCACUCUUCGGAGAGUGGAGUUGGAUCAACUCAGCGAUCCUCAUUGUCCACUGUUAUUUUAAUGUAUGGCAACGCCUACAGAGUGGCUGGAAAAGCUUUCUUCUGCGUUGGGAAGCUGUUAAAAAGGUAGAGAGCAUGCCACUUGCUUCACCUGAAGAAUUAGCACGGCAUGAUGAUGUUUGUGCUAUCUGUUACAACGAGAUGCGUAAUGCUUACAUUACUCCUUGUGGACACAUCUUUCAUGGUGUAUGCCUGCGUAAGUGGCUUUAUGUGAAAGAGUCAUGCCCUAUGUGCCAUCAGAGCAUUGCUCAGCGGGACUCCAUUCCUAACACAGAAAACCAAGCAGCAGGUGGUGUCGAUGAAGUGUUGGCAGCAUCUACAUUUGCAGAUGGUAGUGGAGAUUCAGACCAAGAAAUUUGUAAUGAAGAUAAGGGGGAUGGCUCCGAAUGCUGCUCCAGCAGUACAGAAAGUAGUACCUCACAGACUGAGUAUGAUCCAUCAGAACAUGAACUUGAUGCUAUUGAAGCUGAUCGUCUGUACAUGUUAAGCUGAAUAGCUUUUAAAAUAUAUAUGUAUAUAUAGUUUCUGAUUCAUAAAAUUUUGGGAGUUUUCAGACCGCCAGGAGCCCCAGUUAAAAUUGUUGCAGGAUUUUAUACUCUCAGUUAAAAUUGUUUGGGUUUUUAACCUUCUUUCCCCCACCUCCACCCAAUAAAAAUAUUGGAGUUCUUAUCAAUCUGUAGCAAUAAAUAACCUCCAGAGCAAUGUACAUUUGUUAAUAUUGUCAUCACCUUUAUCCUGGAUAUGAUUUCCAUGCAUAUAAAAUUAUGUUGCUGAUAUUUGAUCACUGACAAAAUAUCACUCUUUAUGUCUGGUUUAUUACAAAAUCUGACAGAAUAAUAGUUCUGACCUAAACUCUUAUGUUGACCCCUAUUGCCAAUGUGUUUUCAUUUCAGAACCUCAGUGCAAAUUUUCUUUAUGUGAUUAGGAAUUCUCAUAUGUGACUUACAUGUUCCUAUGCGAUGGGAAUCCCAGGUGUGUGUGUUUGUGUCUCUCUCUCACCAUAUAUGUUGCCUAAGUGCAUUUUACUUGACAAGUUGUCUUGCAUUUUUGUACUUUACCUGUUCUUAAAUGAUUCAAAAACGCUUUCUCUAACUGUAAAAAUAUUGAGAAAGAUUGUAUAAGAUGUUAGUUCUCAAGCAAAUGCUGGAAUUAUGGCUAUCUGCCAAGUAACAUUGUAACAAGCUUUGAUGACAUAAAAUCUGUCACUUUUUUAAAGUGCCUAAAUAUAAAGUAAAUUAUUCUUUAGGAUAUAUAACAUUAUAUUUCUAAUGUUGGAAAGUGAUAUUUCGAGCAACUAUUCUAUAUUUAAUAUAUGAUACACUUACUUGUUUGCAACAUAGUCACAUUUUUUCUCAUGACAGCAUUUCUUUCAAAAGAGGUAACUGGGUUGAGGAAGUUAGAAGAAUGCUGUUUUGCUAGUCUUUGUCAGAUUUUCCUAGUCAUGUAGAAAAAGCAUUAUGCAGUUAUUGCUAUUGUGUUUUGGUGCCAUAACUAUUAUUAUGUUUUUCCUAUAAAGCAUUAUUUUUAAAUGAUCAUUAUUACUUGUGCAUUAAUUUAAUAUAGAUGAUUGUUAUAUAAAAUGCAGUAAACAUUCUCAUGAUCUGCCUUUUAAGUAAAAUACAAUUUAAUUAAGAUUGAUUUUUAAAGUACUUUUCUGUGGGUGUGUCAUUGCUUUAGUCAAGGUGAAGUGGAUGAUGAAUACUUAAUAGGAAGGCACAGUUUUAUUCAGUAUCUGCAUUGUAGUAAACUUGCUUGGUAGUAGUAAAGCUUACGAUAAAUUUCUGCACAGUAAUCAUUGUUAGUUAUUUACAGUUAAGAUUCAUGAAAAAUGUGCUAUUUUAUUUCUAUUUAUUGCUGUGGUAGAUUAUUUAUGAUGAACAGAAAUAGAUACCAGGAUUGUAAGCAUAUUCAUGAUGAAGAGUAUGUUGGUCAUUGUUUUUCUUAAGUAUUUGAGGUUUUCUCCUUUUUUCAGUUUAUAUCAAUUUUAUCAUAAUGGAUUACCAAAGCUGGGGAAAACUGUGAACACUGUCAUAUUUGUGCUGAGUGUUUCACUGUUGUUUUCUUUAUGUUUUCUAGCUGAUAAUUCAGCCCUGACUGCUCAUUGGCUGAUUGGAGAAUGUUUCUUGGUGGCAGAUAUUUAUAUUAGUGUUAAGUAACUUGUCAUGGAUAUUCAUUUUCACUUUUCUGAAAUAUCUUCAUAUUUUGCAUCUGAAUUUGGAUGAAGCCAAGACAUUCAAAGCACUUCAAUGAAGGUGAGAUUUUGUGGCUGAUCACCAGAGAAGAGAUUGAAUGUUAAAGUGAAUUCAUUAAAACAACAUUAAAGCAUU